AUGAUACCAUCAUCAGGUCUCCCGUACGAUGAUUCCUCUCCCUGGUCCCCUCUUCAACCACAGGGUACAAAUACUGGCCUUGUCAACACAUUGGUGUUGUGUCCUGGCAAAGACUGCGAGUCUUCAUCCUCAGAUGGCACGAGUGUCUUCACCCCAGCAGCCACCGACCCCAGCCAUGAUUUUGUUGAUGCUACGAGUACCACACACACUGAUCUCCAAGAU
Molecule: messenger RNA, 222 nt
Organism: Trichoderma citrinoviride
Lineage: Eukaryota; Fungi; Ascomycota; Sordariomycetes; Hypocreales; Hypocreaceae
Exons: 1
Source: RefSeq, a predicted model, not a curated record